GACAUUCCUAAUUCCUACUCUACCAUUUUAGUUCAAGUUUUGACUAAUCCUACAUAAGACCACAGCACAUAAUUGAUGAACAACACAGAAAAAUAGAAAGAGAUGCCUGAGUUUUGUGUCACAGGAGGCACUGGCUUCAUAGCAGCUUACCUUGUUAAAGCCUUGUUAGAUAAGGGUCACACAGUUAGGACUACAGUAAGAAAUCCAGAUGAUUUGGAGAAGGUUGGUUAUCUGACUAAACUAAGUGGAGAUAAAGAGAGGUUGAAGAUUUUGAAAGCAGAUCUGUUGGUGGAAGGGAGUUUUGAUGAGGCAGUGAGUGGUGUUGAUGGUGUGUUUCAUACAGCAUCUCCUGUGAUUGUUCCAUAUGAUGACAACAUUCAGGCUACUUUGAUUGAUCCAUGUAUUAAAGGAACUCAGAAUGUGCUGAACUCUUGUAUCAAAGCAAAUGUGAAACGUGUGGUGCUAACAUCUUCUUGCUCUUCGAUAAGAUACCGUGACGAUGCGCAACAAGUUUCUCCUCUUAAUGAGUCUCAUUGGAGUGAUCCAGAAUACUGCAAACGCCAUAACCUGUGGUAUGCAUAUGCAAAGACUUUGGGAGAAAGAGAGGCUUGGAGGAUUGCAAAGGAAAGUGGGAUUGAUCUUGUGGUAGUUAACCCUUCUUUUGUUGUUGGUCCACUUCUUGCACCACAACCAGCCAGUACAUUGCUCAUGAUACUAGGCAUCAUCAAAGGUUUGAAAGGAAAUUACCCAAACACCACGGUGGGCUUUGUCCAUAUCGAUGACGUGAUUUCUGCCCACUUAUUGGCUAUGGAGGAGCCCAAAGCAUCUGGCAGGCUUAUUUGUUCAAGUACAGUAGCCCACUGGUCUCAAAUCAUCCAAAUGCUUCAGGCCAAAUAUCCUUCCUAUCCAUACGAAACCAAGUGUAGCGGCCAGGAAGGAGAUAAUAAUACUCAUAGCAUGGACACUACGAAAAUCACUGAAUUGGGUUUUCCUCAAUUCAAAAGCCUUGAACAAAUGUUUGAUGACUGCAUCAAAAGCUUUCAAGACAAAGGCUUCCUGUGAGAUCCAUAACAUGAUCUCAGGUACCUUUUGUGUUCGUGUGAGGUGUUUGUACCAUGUGCACUUUAAACUAAGGCUGACAUAUGUACCAAAAUAAGAAUUAAUUAAACAUUCUAGUCCUUGAUCUAUGAAGAGGAUAAGUUUUAUUGCUUUCUUUCUUUA
Molecule: messenger RNA, 1221 nt
Organism: Vicia villosa (hairy vetch)
Lineage: Eukaryota; Viridiplantae; Streptophyta; Magnoliopsida; Fabales; Fabaceae
Product: tetraketide alpha-pyrone reductase 2-like
Exons: 6
Coding region: 103-1062 (319 amino acids)
Molecular function (GO): oxidoreductase activity, acting on the CH-OH group of donors, NAD or NADP as acceptor
Source: RefSeq, a predicted model, not a curated record